Prunus avium (sweet cherry) is the source of this 2336-nucleotide messenger RNA. RefSeq lists its product as uncharacterized. NCBI's taxonomy places the organism in Eukaryota, Viridiplantae, Streptophyta, Magnoliopsida, Rosales, Rosaceae. The record is from RefSeq and is a predicted model, not a curated record. Gene Ontology annotation, molecular function: zinc ion binding; nucleic acid binding.
UUCCUGAUCACGUAAAUCUUCCUACACAGACGCAAUCUUCUAUUUUAAAAUAUUACUGCAUUCUUCCCCGCACCAUUCUUCUCCAGAAUUACCGACUCACUAUUUUCACUCUUCACACCAUUCUCACCGUUAAGAGCCGAACUUUCUUCAUACCUUUCACUCCUCAUACAAUUCCCACCAUCAAGAACCGAAUUUUGAUCGCACCCUCCAAGCCAACUGACCUUUCCCAGCUCUUCCCCAAUAGAACAACUCAAAUUUCUGAGAUUUCACGCUCCUCAUUCUACACACAACCAGACCCACAACCAAUUGGCAGAGACCCAUCAACAUUCUGUUCAGACCUCUCACUCUCUCAGUUUCUUUCCUCUCCAACCAUCACCUGCCACGGUGGACGAUUCCCACCCACCUCCGCCACGACAGAUCAGCCCAAAGGGUUAAUAAGACAGCUUUUGUUGAAACUACUUGUGGAAAAAUUGAUGAUUGAAGAUAGGAGAUACUGAGAGUAUUGUAAAGUCUAAGAAGACAUUUUUUGUGACUGUUGGAACUACUUGUUUUGAUGCUCUUGUUAGAGCUGUGGAUACGCAGGAGGUUAAAGAAGAGUUGAUAAGAAGAGGGUAUACCGAGCUUCUCUUUCAAAUGGACCGUGGAUCUCAUAUUCCCACAAAGCCUGAAGGAGGAUAUGGGUCUCAUUCUUUAGACUACUACACUUUUUCACCCAGCAUUGCAGACCAUCUGCGAGCAGCAUCUCUUGUGAUCAGUCAUGCAGGUGCCUAAUCUAACACCUACAAGCUGUACUACAUCAAUUGGUAUCCAGAGCCAGGCCUCGAUUUCGCUUGUGUCUACUCUCUGACAUGGCACCCCAAACCGUGGCCAGCCUUGCGGAACAAUGUCAUGAGUUCCAAGACAAAGUUUCUGACGAUAUAGCCCCCAUUGAAACCCAACUCUCCAAGCUCAGCUCUGAACAAAAAGAAGAGUUGGUACAGGUUCACAAACAUCUUGCGACAACGGACCUUGCCAUCAACAAACUCCAAGACUCUGUUCAGAUGCUUAUUAAUCACUUUCGGGCUGGAAAGGCGGAGCCUUCUUCUACCUCAGCGGUGCUCUCGAGUUCAUCUACGCCGCCGCCGAAAAGUGGCCUUCUGCCCAAUCCACCAGUGGAUCAAAAACUCAAGGCUGUGCCAUAUGGCAUGCCGCAUACCUCAACCGGUCUCUCGCUCAGCACGCCCGAGGCUCAAUUGGAUCCCCUCUUUUCUUUUGGGUCUAUGUCGACGCCCCAUUAUACCCAACAUACAGCGUGCCCUCCUCCAGUGACUACUCAGGCUCCUACCCCGCCACCCGUUCGACAUGAUCAGUACACUCAUCUCCCUUGCCAUUUUGACAACGAUGCCAUCCGCCACAUCCAGCCUACCGCUCUGAGCCACAUCAAACUCACCGCUCUUACUUUUGAUGGUCGUGGGGAUCCUACAAUGUUUCUUGAUUGGGUUCAAGCCAUGGAAGAUUAUUUUGCCUGGUUCAACUUGACGGAUGCUCAUAAACUUCGUAUUGGUAAGAUGGCACUACGGGGAGCCGCUAGACAAUAUUGGAAUUCCAUGGAGGAGCAACUCUAUCAAUUUGGACGGCCGCCUGUGACUCUAUGGAACGAGAUGAAAUUGAAGCUUCGCAAACAAUAUGUUCCCACCUUUUAUCUAGAGCAAUUGUUUGAUCAAUUAUGGACAAUUUCCCAAGGAAAUUCGACCGUUACUGAAUACCAUGCUCGUUUUAUUAAACAGAAAGGACGUGCGGGGAUUCGUGAAGAACCAGGAAUCACUGUGUCUCGCUUCAUCCAUGGUCUUCAUAACGAUAUUAAACAUGAAGUCUGUCGGUUUGAUCCUCAUUGUUUGGAAGAUGCAUAUUGCCACGCAUUGGAAGCUGAAACAUAUUUCCAGCCUCAACAUUCGGGGUAUUCUGGCCAGCCUGCAACCGCCAACCAAACUCUUCCCACUACGGGUAUGCAGAUGGGGUUGACGGGGUUUUCAGGACCAUCUAACCCUACUGCACCGCCACCUAACAAAGGACCAGCUGUUUCUACUAAUGCUCGCAUUGAAUGUUUCCCUUGUCAUGCCAAAGGACAUAUUGCCUCUCGUUGUCCGCAGCGAACUUUAACUAUCAACACUCCCGAUAGUGAGCUUUGUGAGAUUGUGGAGCCUCUCAAAUGUGUCUAUGAUCCAAACAUCAAUGAUUGCGGACCCUAGUCCCCUAUUAUUCAUACUUUCAGUCAGCGUCAUCGUCAUUAAUUUACAUUUUGUGGUUGUUUACUCGUCGGAGUCGAGUUCUUUUCGCCGAGGGAGAAUGAUGCCUUA